Messenger RNA from Talaromyces rugulosus, 1677 nucleotides. RefSeq lists its product as uncharacterized. Gene Ontology annotation, molecular function: serine-type carboxypeptidase activity. The record is from RefSeq and is a predicted model, not a curated record. Bases 1 to 1677 code for a protein of 558 amino acids. Lineage: Eukaryota; Fungi; Ascomycota; Eurotiomycetes; Eurotiales; Trichocomaceae. Gene Ontology annotation, biological process: proteolysis. Gene Ontology annotation, cellular component: fungal-type vacuole. The transcript has a single exon.
AUGAAGGAUGCAAUUCAAGACUACCCCGUGCACUUAUUCUUCUGGUACUUUGAGUCCGAGUCGCAACCCGAGACUUCGCCGUUGUCACUAUGGCUCCAGGGGGGACCCGGUGGAUCGUCCAUGUUCGGUGCCUUUACGGAAAAUGGACCCUGUCCUGUGAACGACGACUCCAAGUCCACAUACCGCAACAAGUAUGCCUGGACGAAGCAUGCAAACAUGUUAUAUAUCGACCAACCGGUUCAGGUUGGCUUCAGCUACGAUAUUCUAACCAAAGGAACGAUGGACCUGGAGAGUGGAAAUAUCAUUCCCGAUUCUAACAUCGAGGGUCCGUUAAACAAAAAAGGAACUUUCGGCACUCAAAGGCUCCUGUCCACUGCAAAUACCACCACCAACGCUGCGCGGCAUCUUUGGAACUUUGCCCAAGUGUGGCUCCAGGACUUCGACGUCUAUAAGGACAAAUCUGAGAAUGACCGAGUCGGCUUAUGGACGGAGUCAUACGGCGGCCGCUAUGGUCCUGGCUUUGCUGCAUACUUCGUUCAGCAGAAUGAGAAAAUCGCCAAUUCCCGUGACACCUUUGAACCCAUAACGCUGGACACCUUGGGGGUCAUCAAUGGGUGCGCCGAUUUCCUCACCCAAGAAACAGCCGACCCGGACUAUGCUUAUAAUCGCAACACCUUUGGAGUUACUGCUAUCAAUAAAACCCAAUGGACUAACGCAAUCGAGGCUUUCGAGAAACCAAACGGUUGUGAACACCAGGUAAAGACCUGUCUUCAACUUGCGGCACAUCUCGACCCAUAUAUGUAUGGCAAUGAUAAAUUGGUCAACGAGGUUUGCUUCAAUGCAAGCACCAAUUGCCAAGCCGAAGUCGAGGCGCCAUAUAUCUUCAACAGCAAACGAGGUUUCUAUGACAUCGGUCACUGUAACCUGGAUCCAUUUCCCCCGAACUAUUUCAUAGGCUAUUUAGCCGAGUCCAAGGUCCAACAAGCAUUUGGCGUUCCCGUUAACUUUACCUUGCUCUCGAAUACAGUCGGAAAAGCAUUCAACCUGACGGGAGACUACCCGCGACGAGAUUUCUUGGGCUCUAUCGGGGACAUUGGUUAUCUCCUCGAGCACAACGUCCAGGUCGCAUUGUUGUACGGAGAUCGGGACUUUGCCUGCAACUGGGUCGGAGGAGAGAGAGUUAGUCUUGAGGUCCGAUACGAAUCGUCUGACGCAUUCCAAGCAGCCGGGUACGCCGAUAUCACUCAUGAUAAAAGUAUUUGGGGCCAGGUUCGUCAGCAUGGAAACUAUUCAUUUAGUCGUAUCUACCAGUCCGGGCACAUGGUUCCCUCAUAUCAACCUGAGGCGGCACUCGAGAUCUUCCGCCGCGUCAUGAAUGGCAAAGAUGUGCAGACAGGUAAAGUAGAUGUCACCCCCGGUUACUCAACCAACGGCACGUCGACGUCCACACAUACAGAUAAGCUGCCACCAGGACCAGAGCCAACAUGCUACCUUUGGGCCCUGAGUGGCACAUGUGCGGACAAUCAAAAGAAGGCUGUUGCAGAUGAAAGUGCGAAGAUUGAGAACUACGUAAUAACGCAUCCGGAGCAACUAAGUGGUACUUGUCCGUAUACACAAAGGUCUGACGAUUCCGUUGGUUCUGAGUUAUCUGGUGUUCACUGGCACGAGGGCUUGUAG